ACCUAGUCCUCAACUUCGCAGUCGAAGGGCUGUGCCUCUUGCAGUAAAUGACCGCUGGCGACUGGUCGGGGGCGCAGAGUUACUGAAAGCAAUUAACCACUUGACUGCUGUGUGGUGUGAAGAGGCAGGGGUCGAACACAGGAGGCUUGGAUUGCUUCUCUGCUUGUGUAAAGGUGAAGGUCCUUGAAAUCGAGGAGGCGAAGGUUUCCGUUGAUCAGCGGGCUGCUCGCUGCAGCAAAGCUGGGAUCUAUCUUGGUCAGUGAAGUGACUCAGUGCCUUUUGGCAUGUCAUCAUUGCAAAGUUUUAUCUUCUGUUCCGGCCAUCAUCUGGGCCCAAAUCUAAGGUAACCUGAUGCUAUGAAGCUCUGUAGGGAUAAAUUAGUAGAGGAGGAGAGGCGAGUGAUAGCCAACAACCGUGAAUAUAAUGAAAAAUUUCAGUAUGCUAGUAACCGCAUCAAGACCUCAAAAUACAACAUGAUCACAUUUCUGCCUAUUAACUUGUUCGAGCAGUUCCAACGGGUUGCCAACGCGUACUUCUUGUUCCUGUUGCUCUUACAGCUAAUCCCUCAUAUCUCCUCCUUAUCCUGGUUUACCACUAUAGUGCCUUUAGUAUUGGUGUUAACAAUCACUGCAGUCAAAGAUGCUACAGAUGACUUUUUUCGCUACAAGAGUGAUAAUCAAGUCAACAAUCGACAAUCUCAGGUCCUCAUCGACGGCAAGCUACAGAAUGAGAAAUGGAUGAAUGUUCGAGUAGGAGAUGUAAUCAAAUUGGAAAACAAUCAGUUUGUGGCAGCGGAUAUCUUGUUGCUCUCAAGCAGUGAACCUCAUGGACUCAGUUAUGUUGAGACGGCUGAGCUUGAUGGGGAAACCAACUUGAAAGUUCGACAGGCGCUGACAAUAACAUCAGAACUCGGUGCAGAUAUGAGUCAAUUGGCAGAAUUUGAUGGGGAGAUUAUUUGCGAGCCACCCAAUAAUAAAUUGGACAGAUUCACUGGGACUCUGUUUUGGAAGGACAAAAAAUAUCCACUGGAUAAUGAAAAGAUGCUCCUUCGAGGCUGUGUGCUGCGUAAUACAGAAUGGUGCUUUGGUCUGGUUAUCUUUGCAGGGCCUGAUACCAAGCUAAUGCAGAACAGUGGCCAUACCAAAUUCAAACGAACAAGUAUAGACCGUCUGAUGAAUACUUUGGUCCUAUGGAUCUUUGGCUUUCUUGUGUGUAUGGGAACCAUUUUAGGAAUUGGAAAUUCCAUAUGGGAAAAUGAAGUUGGAUUUCAUUUCCGUAUUUACCUGCCCUGGGACCAAUGGAUGAAAAGCGCCAUUUUUUCAGGAUUUCUAAGUUUCUGGUCGUACAUAAUUAUCCUAAACACAGUUGUGCCAAUUUCACUUUAUGUCAGUGUUGAAGUCAUCAGACUUGGACAUAGCUACUUCAUAAACUGGGACCGGAAGAUGUUCUUUGCCCAGAAAAACAUUUCAGCCGAGGCACGGACCACAACACUCAAUGAGGAACUGGGCCAGAUAGAAUAUAUCUUUUCUGACAAAACAGGAACACUUACACAGAACAUAAUGAUUUUCAACAAAUGCUCAAUAGAUGGAAAAACCUAUGGAGAUGCUUAUGAUGAGCUGGGACAUAAAAUGGAAAUAUCUGAGAAAACCUCUCCUGUGGAUUUUUCAUUCAACACUUUAGCAGAUAACAAGUUCAAGUUUUAUGAUAACAGCCUGGUGGAAGCGACAAAAUUGGGAGAUCCGUCAGUGCAUGAAUUUUUUAGGCUGCUUUCUCUCUGCCAUACUGUCAUGUCAGAGGAAAAAAGUGAAGGUGAACUCUUUUACCAAGCCCAGUCACCUGAUGAAGGGGCAUUGGUCACUGCGGCGAGGAACUUUGGUUUCGUCUUCCGAUCACGUACCCCGGAAACCAUCACUGUGAAUGAGAUGGGCAAGCCAGUCAUCUAUCGACUGCUAGCCAUUUUGGACUUCAACAAUGUGCGGAAGAGGAUGUCUGUGAUAGUCAGAAAUCCUGAAGGACAAAUAAGACUUUACUCAAAGGGAGCUGAUACCAUUUUGUUUGAAAGGCUUCAUCCUUCUAAUGAAGAAUUGAUGUAUGUGACCUCAGACCACCUCAGUGAGUUUGCAGGGGAAGGACUGCGGACAUUAGUGCUUGCUUACAGGGACCUGGAUGAAGCUUACUUUAAUAAAUGGCAGAAAAUGCACUAUCACGCCAGCACUGCUCUCGAGAACCGUGAUGAACAACUUUCAGCAUUGUACGAAGAAAUUGAACAGGACCUGAUGUUAUUAGGUGCCACUGCAGUAGAAGAUAAACUGCAAGAAGGAGUUUCUGACACAAUUGCCAACCUAACCCUGGCCAAUGUUAAGAUUUGGGUACUGACAGGAGAUAAGCAAGAGACGGCAGUGAAUAUUGGUUACUCAUGCAACAUGUUGACAGAUGACAUGAAUGAGAUAUUCAUAAUAUCCGGCCGCACAGUUCUUGAAGUCCGCGAUCAAAUCCGAACAGCAAGAGAGCAAAUGACUGGAAAUCCUGUUUGCAAUGGACACGCUUUCUCUGAAAAGAAUGUGACUUCGCAGUUAAAAUCAGUGGUUGAAGAGACUGUUAUGGGAGACUUCGCAUUGAUUAUUAACGGGCACAGUUUAGCACACGCGCUGGAAGCAGACAUGAAGCAGGAGUUCCUGGAGUUAGCCAGCAUGUGUAGGACGGUAAUUUGCUGCAGAGUCACGCCAUUACAGAAGGCUCAGGUGGUCGAGCUUGUCAAAAUGUACAAGAAAGCCGUCACCUUGGCAAUAGGCGAUGGAGCAAAUGAUGUCAGCAUGAUUAAAACUGCACACAUAGGAGUUGGCAUCAGUGGACAGGAAGGCAUGCAGGCUGUUCUGGCUAGUGACUAUUCAAUUGGACAGUUCAGAUACCUUCAAAGACUUCUGCUGGUUCAUGGGAGAUGGUCCUAUCUUAGGAUGUGCAAGUUCCUCUACUACUUCUUCUACAAGAACUUUGCAUUCACUCUCGUUCACUUCUGGUUUGGUUUCUUCUGUGGCUUCUCUGCACAGACUGUUUAUGAUCAGUGGUUCAUUACCUUGUACAACAUAGUUUACACCUCCCUUCCUGUUCUGGCCAUGGGUAUAUUUGAUCAGGAUGUCAAUGAACAGAAAAGUUUGGAAUACACAAGACUCUAUGAACCUGGACAACUUAAUCUGCUUUUCAAUAAGCGCGAGUUUUUCAUCUGUAUAGUCCAUGGAGUCUACACCUCUAUUGUCCUCUUCUUUGUCCCAUACGGUGCAUUUUGUGACGCAACAAGAGAUGAUGGGCAACAUUUCUCAGAUUAUCAGUCAUUUGCUGUUACCGUGGCAACGUCUCUGGUGAUUGUGGUCAGUGUGCAAGUUGGGCUUGACACCAGCUAUUGGACAGCAGUCAAUCACUUCUUCAUAUGGGGCAGUGUGAUGGUCUAUUUUUCCAUCUUAUUUGCAAUGCACAGCAAUGGAUUGUUCUCAAUAUUUCCAAGUCAAUUUCCUUUUGUAGGAAAUGCUCGAAAUUCCCUGAUCCAUGUAACUGUGUGGCUAGUCAUAAUAGUAACCACCGUGCUGUGCAUUGUACCUGUGGUGGUGUUCAGGUUCUUGAAAGUGGAUUUGAAACCAACCUUGAGUGACAAGGUGCGUUAUCUGCAACAUGCCAGAAGAAAACAGAAGCCAACGCAACACCGUAUGCGACGGGUGAACCGUACCAGUUCACGGAGGUCAGGCUAUGCAUUUGCUCAUCAAGAAGGCUUUGGUGAGCUCAUUACUUCAGGAAGGAACAUGUGGUUCAGUAAUCCAUCGCCAGCAGUGACUGGGAAGUCGAUGUUGAGCAGCACCAGUUGGAUUGAAAAUUUACGGAAGAAAACAACAGAAGUCGUAAACAUCAAUAGCAGUGAGAAAAAUGUUAAACUGUAGGGUAACAGCUAU
This is a messenger RNA of Pristis pectinata (smalltooth sawfish), 3938 nucleotides long. RefSeq names its product ATPase phospholipid transporting 8B4 (gene atp8b4). Gene Ontology annotation, molecular function: ATP hydrolysis activity; magnesium ion binding; ATP binding. Bases 357 to 3926 code for a protein of 1189 amino acids. Gene Ontology annotation, biological process: Golgi organization; phospholipid translocation. The record is from RefSeq and is a predicted model, not a curated record. The transcript is spliced from 29 exons. Lineage: Eukaryota; Metazoa; Chordata; Chondrichthyes; Rhinopristiformes; Pristidae. Gene Ontology annotation, cellular component: plasma membrane.